CUCCUCCUCCUUGCCAGUGAAGGAGACAAGCAGGGGAAUGAACAGCAGGGACGGGGAAGUGAAACAGUUUGGAGACAGAAACCAAAAGAGAAAAAGAAGAGAAACUUAAAAGUUUCUUGAUCACUCUGGACUGUCACGACCUGUGAGCACAGACACGACAACGGGUGAAAUACAGAGAAACAGGGAUGAAUGUGGCUGAUCAGCUGUGCCUUUGAUUAAUGCAACACACAGAUUCUCUUUGACAGCUACUUAAAAGCGCAGGUAGACGGUGUGUGUGAGAGCGAGAGAGUGACCGAGAGAGAGAAGAGGGUAACCGCUGACGCCAGACAGACAGAAGGCCUGAGUGUGUGACUGUGUGAAUGGUACACAAACCAGCUACACUGCCACUCGGACACACAUCCAUUCACCUGAAAAAGCAGACUCCAAUCCUGAUUGGAUGCUUAUCUCAGAAUGACAGCAGAAGACUCAGCCUCUGCCGUUGCUAUGAGUAACCCUAGCCCUUCCUCCUCUUCUAAGGCCUCCUCUGGGCAUCCACAGAAUCACAGCGCCAUCCCAGAGGGAGUGGCUGGCGCCCCCAAUGAAGCUGUGCUUGUGGCCUUGAUGGAGCGGUCAGGUUAUGGUAUGGUGCAAGAAAAUGGACAACGCAAAUACGGCCCGCCACCUGGCUGGCAAGGUCCCUCCCCUCCACGUGGCUGUGAAAUCUUUGUGGGUAAAAUCCCACGUGACGUUUACGAGGAUGAGCUGGUGCCAGUAUUUGAGACUGUUGGACGGAUCUACGAGAUGCGCCUAAUGAUGGAUUUUGACGGGAAGAACCGUGGUUACGCAUUCGUCAUGUACACGCAGAAGCAUGAAGCUAAGCGAGCAGUUCGUGAACUCAAUAACUUCGAAAUUCGUCCAGGAAGGUUGUUAGGUGUGUGCUCUAGUGUAGAUAACUGCCGCCUCUUCAUUGGCGGAAUCCCGAAAACCAAGAAGCGUGAGGAGAUCAUGGAGGAAGUUUCCAAGGUGACAGAAGGGGUGCUGGAUGUGAUUGUGUAUGCGAGUGCUGCGGAUAAGAUGAAGAAUCGCGGCUUUGCCUUUGUAGAGUAUGAGUCUCACCGUGCUGCUGCUAUGGCCAGAAGAAAGCUCAUGCCAGGACGAAUUCAGCUCUGGGGUCACCAGAUUGCAGUUGACUGGGCAGAACCUGAGAUUGAUGUUGAUGAGGACGUCAUGGAAACAGUAAAGAUUCUGUACGUGCGGAACCUGAUGAUAGAGACCAGUGAGGAUAUUCUACGCCAAACCUUCGGCCAGUUCAACCCUGGCUGCGUGGAACGUGUCAAAAAAAUCCGAGACUACGCCUUUGUUCACUUCGCCAGUCGAGAUGAUGCUGUGGUUGCAAUGGACAACCUGAACGGCACAGAGAUCGAAGGUUCCCGUAUUGAAGUGACCCUGGCCAAGCCUGUGGAUAAGGAGCAGUACACCCGCUAUCAGAAAGCAUCGAAGGGAACAGCGGCUCCGACAACUACUGAAAACACCCAACAAAGUUACGUGUAUCAGUGUGACCCAUACACACUCACCUAUUACGGCUAUCCCUACAACACACUCAUUGGACCCAACCGAGAGUACUUCAUCAAAGCAGGUACUGUAAGAGGCCGUGGCCGUGCUGGGGCCGGUAAUAGGGGCCCAGGGCCCCGCGGCUCAUACCUUGGUGGCUAUUCAGCUGGCCGAGGCAUUUACAGCCGCUACCAUGAAGGAAAGGGCAAAUUGCCGGACAAACCUUACGAGAUCAUGUCCAAUCUAGAGCUGGCAGCUGUGAACCCAGUGGGCAUCAAGCCUGGCACAAUGGCUCUUCCAGCACUCGGUGCUCAGUACCCUGCUAUGUUUUCUGCUGCCCCUGCAACUAAGUUAAUGGAUGAAGGGAAGAUGCACCCAGUGGAGCACCUGAUAAACCCUUUGGCCCUCCAGCAUGACCCCACAGCUGCCUCGGCCACUGCAGCGGUCAUACCUGCAGUCUCCACACCACCCCCUUUCCAGGGUCGUCCUAUAACCCCCAUCUAUGCUAUGGCUCACAAUAUCCAGAGGAUCCCGGCUGCUGCUGCCAAUCUGUAUGGAGCCAGCUACAUGCCUAUCGCUACCCACGCCAACACGGCCACGCUGGCAGCGCUGCAGAAGAACGCUGCUAUGGCAGCCGCCGCAACCUAUGGAGGCUACGCUGGGUACAUGCCUCAGGCCUUCCCUGCCACUGCCACCUUCCAGAUGCCCAUUCAUGAUGUAUACCAGACCUACUGAGAUACCCGCAGCAUGGAUCACAAUGACUUACACUUACACACAUCACAUCACCACAGGCCAUCAGACAUUUACACCACAUCUAUGAGGUCUGCUGGUUAAUUGAACCACGGAGAGUGAAACUGACAUACAACAAAACUAACACCUUCUGACUCGUGUGAAGCUCCCUGGAAGCCUUUAGAUUAGACGCUGGCAGCAUGGAUGUAGAUUUCAGCUAAAUAAUCUCACAUCUUCAUCAGCCCCUCUGGCCCACAUUUAUUAAUCCAGACGUAUGACCUAGACCAAAACCACUUUUAUAUGCUACUGAUUAGCUUAUCAAGACAGGUAGACUUUUGUGUUAUAUGUUAUGGACUCAAACCCUGCAAUGUGACCACAACCUCGCCUAUUUUCCCUUUAGAUCGAUAGGAAACAGUCUGUCAGUUCGACUUCUUAAAGGAGUCAACAGCUCCUGCUGAUUUCCAAAGCCAUCACAUGACUGAAUGAAUGACAACUCAUCACUCAUUUGCAUAUUUUAUCAUUCAUUUUAUUAGUUGAUCACCAGUACAGCUGUGGACUGAUUCCGAGUGAUAUGUUCAUAUGAAGUAAUUCCAAAAAAGACUUGCAGAAGCACACCUACUGACAUAUCACCGUCUUCCCCACACACUCCAGCUGAGAAUCAUGAGCCAGAGCGUCCUAAUACUCCACUCCUCUACAUUCACGCCCACAAGAAUACUGAAGGAAGGUUGUAGUAUUUGUGGACUUUAAUAAGAACGUAUUUAAUGCCUCGCUAUGCUUUAGUGCAUUUACUUUUGUUUUGUGAAGAAAAACAAAAUUGACGAAACACUGUAAAAUGAACAAACAACUGCUGAGCAGGAACUUCAACAACCACAGAAGUAGAAGAUUUAAAGUGUUUCAUGAAAAUGCUGUAUUUUGAGUUUAUAACAUAUGCUUUCAAAAUGUGUUGAAGACGUCGGAAUCUUCCGUCCACUGGGUUUCCUGCACGCGAGUCUAUAUGCAGAUACCUGCAUUCGUUUUUCCUCCUUAACUGUUUAUUGCUUAUGCGUUUUUAUAUUUAGAUCUACUGUGUAGUUGGUUUGAAGAUGUUGUUUUUAUUGUCUAGAAGAUACUUUUCUUCUCUUAACUGGAAGAUAGACAAACACUGUUUUCAUUCGCAUUCUCAGAGGCAAAUAAGUUUGAGUGUUGUUAAGAAAAUGGAAACUGGAAAAAGAUCUUUUUUUUCAGUCGGUUGGAUAAAUACUGGAUAACAUUAGUUCUUUGUUAAAGGUAUAGUUCACCCAGAACUGAAAUUACUUGUCAUUCCAAACCUGUAUAACUUACUUUCUUCGGUGGAACAUGAGAGAAGGUAUUUUGUUUUUCAUAUAUACAAUGGAAGUCAAUGGUAACCAAAACUUUUAGGCUACCACCAUUCUUCAAAAUAUCUUCAUUUGUACUCUGCAGAAGAAAGAAAGUCAUACAGAUUUGGAAUGACUUGAGGAUGAGGAAAAGAUUCUUUAGUUUUUGUGUAAACUAUCCCUUUAAUAUGUUUUAAAUGCACAAACCAGACUGACAUAAAAAGUAGCUGGGUUGAAGAUGCAGCGUUAUUUAUGAUGACUUAGUUCUGCUUACUUUUAUGGGUUGUGUUAGUUAACAACCCUUAUAACAACCCUUAACCAACCCUUAUUUUUUCAGACCACUACUGUGAUUCCCAGCAUCCAGUACUGUGAAGUCUUAUUUGCCUCAUUAGGGGAACACAGGUUCCUUCAUAUCUGCUUUUGUGCCAUUAAUACAAAUUACACCUGAAGUACUGUCCCAUUUACCAUUGAACCAAUUAUGUUCAUGUUGUUUAUUAACAGUCUUGACUUGCAGACCUUGAGUUGCAGAAUAAAAUCAGGUUAAUGGCGCAAUAUUCUCCGAAUUCCUCCUAUAGAUGUGUGUAGACCCAGCAGACGGUCCAUAGAGUUUUAGUUUUUGUAGUUCUAACCCUGCAUUAUUGUAGAUCACACUCCAAGUUGUGCUACUGUAGUAUGGUAUAUGUUAGCAGCGAUGACUGUUCUGAGGUGCACUUAAAUAUUUUAGGGUGUUAGAAGUUCUUGUGUGUGUAUAUGCUGUGUGAGCAGGCACUUUUGUCUUUUUAGGGGUAUUUUGAUACUCCUAGAACUGAAAUGAACUGGACCAAACUGAAACCAGGGAGCUCAGAGAACCUGUUAUUAUCCUCAUUAUCUUUUCAGUGACUGCUGUAUGUCACAUCAGCAUCCUCCUGUAUGCCACCACUGUGCCUUCUGCAGGACUGCGAAUGUCACAUGUGCCUUUAUUCAGACUGCUGUCUGUCAAGUGACCUCCUAAACACUGUUUGUGAUACCACAGUGCCUCUUCUGUCCUAUUUUCUUUCAGAAAGUCAAGUUUUUUCUUUUUUUUUUGUGUUAUACUGUUAUUUCUAUGGGGGCUCUGAGUGUUAGAGUGCUGCUUUAUGUUGUAUUAUGCUUUCAUGUGUUUCAUGUUCUAACAGAGUUGAUGUUUUAUUAAGUAUAGCCUGUUUUUUUUUAGAAGAGACUGAGUGAAAGUUUGGGGAAAACUUCACGAUAUACCAAACAAAGAAUGACAAUCCACGCAAGUCACAUCACGUAAGCUAGAGACACUGCUGUGAUCAUCUAGGAUAUGGCAUAUCUGUGUGUUUUUGAGAAAAGAAAACCAUCCCCAGUAGUUUUUCUCUGUCUGUUAUCUAAUCUUUUAUUAUGAGUAGUCAGGAUAUAUUUAAUAUAUACAGUACAAUGUUUUUGUGUAUGAAGUAAGAGGAAAUGCUAUAAUAUAUUUUAAGAAGAUUUUUCCAUCUUAUACAUAAGAUGUGCUUUAGAGAGUUUAACAACAACAAAAACUUAUUUUUUGCCAAAGUGUUCAACUAAUGCGAAUGUGUGUAUGU
Molecule: messenger RNA, 5158 nt
Organism: Cyprinus carpio (common carp)
Lineage: Eukaryota; Metazoa; Chordata; Actinopteri; Cypriniformes; Cyprinidae
Gene: rbm47
Product: RNA binding motif protein 47
Exons: 7
Coding region: 451-2265 (604 amino acids)
Cellular component (GO): nucleus
Molecular function (GO): mRNA binding
Source: RefSeq, a predicted model, not a curated record